Lolium rigidum is the source of this 1731-nucleotide messenger RNA. Its product is annotated as polyphenol oxidase I, chloroplastic-like. Bases 1 to 1731 code for a protein of 576 amino acids. The transcript has 2 exons. Lineage: Eukaryota; Viridiplantae; Streptophyta; Magnoliopsida; Poales; Poaceae. The record is from RefSeq and is a predicted model, not a curated record. Gene Ontology annotation, biological process: pigment biosynthetic process. Gene Ontology annotation, molecular function: catechol oxidase activity.
AUGGAGAGCUUUCGCAUGCCAUGGAGCGCCAAACCUCGCAUGCCAUGCAACCUACAAACCCUUGCGCGGCGCAACCUUCUCCUGCACUACCGCAAGGAGGCGAGGCAGCCACGGCGUCUCUCAUGCAAGGCAACCGGCGGUGGCCGUGUCGACCGACGUGAUGUGCUCCUCGGCCUCGGCGGAACCGCGGCUGCCGGACUGGCAACGGGCCGAGGCGCCGCGAUCGGCGCGCCCAUCGAGACACCUGACCUCCGUAGCUGUCAACCACCCGACCUCCCCGACACAGAGCCGGACACUAACUGCUGCCCGACGUACGGCACCGGCAUCACCGACUUCAUGCUGCCGUCGGCAUCCUCGCCGCUCCGUGUGCGUCCAGCGGCGCACCUGGUAGACGCGGAAUACCUGGCCAAGUACGAGCGCGCGGUGGCGCUGAUGAAGGAGCUGCCGGCGGACGACCCGCGCAGCUUCGAGCAGCAGUGGCACAUACACUGCGCCUACUGCGACGGCGGGUACGACCAGGUCGGCUUCCCGGACUUGGAGCUUCAGAUACACAACUGCUGGCUCUUCUACCCGUGGCACAGGUUCUACCUCUACUUCCACGAGCGGAUCCUUGGUAAGCUCAUCGGCGACGACACCUUCGGGCUGCCCUUCUGGAACUGGGACGCGCCGGGCGGCAUGACGCUGCCGGUGAUCUACGCCAACGGGUCGUCGCCGCUUUACGACGAGAGGCGCAACCCCGCCCACCAGCCACCGGUGCCGCUGGACCUUGACUACAGUGGGACUGACCCCAGCAUCCCGAGAGAUCAGCUGAUCGAUAUGAACCUCAAGAUCAUGUACCGCCAGAUGGUCGCGGCUGCCAAGAAGACGGAGCUGUUCCUGGGUCAGCCGUACCGCGCCGGCGACUCGCCGGAUCCGGGCGCGGGCUCCGUCGACAACGUGCCGCACGGCCCAGUGCACGUCUGGACGGGGGACCCCCGGCAGCCGAAUGCGGAGGACAUGGGCAACUUCUACUCUGCGGCGCGCGACCCGAUCUUCUACGCGCACCAUGGCAACCUCGACCGGCUCUGGCACGUCUGGCGCGGCCUCCGCCCGGGAGUCAACACCGACUUCACCGACCCCGACUGGCUCGACGCCAGCUUCCUCUUCUACGACGAGGAGGCCCGCCUCGUGCGCGUGCGCGUCCACGACUGCCUCGACACGGACGCGCUGCGGUACACGUACCAGGACGUCGGCCUGCCGUGGCUCAACGACAGGCCGGCUAAGGCAUCUGCAGGGACGCCGGCGCCUGCCGCCGGUUCCUUCCCGGCCACCUUGGACAAGACCGUGAGGGUGACGGUGAGGAGGCCCAGGGUAUCGAGGACCCGGAAGGAGAAGGACGAAGAGGAGGAGGUGGUGGUCGUGGAGGGGAUAGAGAUCGCCGACCAUUUCAACACGUUCAUCAAGUUCGACGUGCUUGUGAACGAGCCCGAGAGCGAAGCCAGCGCCGGAGACGUCGCGUCAGCGGCGGCCGCGGGGUACUGCGCGGGGAGCGUAGCGCUCACGCCCCACAUGAUCCGGCUGGACAAGGAGAAGAAAAAGGGGUUGGUCAAGACGGUGGCGAGGUUCGGCGUCUGCGACCUCAUGGACGACAUCGGGGCGGACGGCGACAAGACAGUCGUCGUGUCGCUGGUGCCGAGGUGCGGGUGCGAGCUGGUCACCGUCAGCGGCGUCAGCAUCGGCUACGUCAAGUGA